UCGUCAAUUGCGAAACUGUAGAAAACUUUUUCGAUUCUCUGCAAUUUCCAGGAGGAGCGUCUUUUUUUAAUUUAUUUAUUUACCUCGUUCGUUUAUCCUGUCUCGAUUUUCUGUCAAACUGAAAGUUAGACUCGGCAUCACUACUCAAUGGCGAAGGCUUUGAACCAGACUGGUUUGGUUUCCACUUGGCACGACGAUGUGCAGCAACAUCUCCGCAAAAUUUCUUUAUGCCCAAAGAUUCUUAGCUAUGAUUCUUGUGUUUCUUGCCCUGUGAAAAGGUUUCCUUCUCUGAAACUAAAAUCCCAGGCUGUCAGAUCUCCCUCCUCUUCGUCUUCUGAACUCUAUGGCAAAAAACUGGUGUUUCACGAGUCUGCUCGCGUGCCUGGCAGAGGGAAAUCUCUCUCUCCGUCUUCGUCGGCAGCUCAGAUGACCCUUGGAAUUGGUAAAGCUCAGAAAUGGUGGGAAACAGGGCUUCAACCAAAUAUGAGGGAGGUGACUUCGGCCCAGGACCUUGUGGACUCCCUGUUAAACGCGGGGGACAAGCUGGUGGUUGUUGAUUUCUUUUCUCCUGGUUGUGGUGGUUGCAGAGCUCUCCAUCCUAAGAUAUGUCAACUGGCAGAGAUGAAUCCAGAUGUUCAAUUCCUUCAAGUGAAUUAUGAGGAGCAUAAAUCUAUGUGUUAUAGUCUUAACGUCCACGUCCUUCCCUUCUUCCGCUUCUACAGAGGCGCCCAUGGUCGUUUAUGCAGCUUUAGCUGUACUAAUGCCACGAUCAAGAAGUUCAAAGAUGCAUUAGCCAAACACACCCCGGAUAGAUGCAGCUUGGGCCCAACCAAAGGAUUGGAGGAGAAAGAGCUCUUGGCUCUGUCUGCCAACAAGGAUCUGUCAUUCACUUACAUACCAAAACCAGAUGAAGUCAUGCAUGAAGCCCCUGCACAGACAGCUCCUCCUGGUUCGCAGCCCCUUCCAUUAACUUCAUUGAACCCCAAGUCCUGCGAAGUGCACAAGGAGAGAAGUCUGAGCACUGCUGGGCGUUGAGGCGGUGAAUUUGUGAACAUGCCUCAUCUCUUGAUUACAAGCCUUGUACAGUGUAUCUUUAGCGUAUAAUCUCGUAGCAGUAAAAGUGAAGGUGUUUUUUUUUGUUUUUGGUUUUUUUUUAUAGCCAACAAAGGUGAAGUUGUUAUUUGUUCCCCCCUGGCUGCUUCAGGCUGAUGGAUUUGUAUGUUUUUUUUCCCUGAGAUCCCAGCCUGGUUGGUGAUAUGAAUUGUAAUGGGAAUAGCAGUGUGCUGUACAAUGUCAAAUAGUGCUAUGUUCUGUGAUGUUUGUGCUGGUACAAGAUUGCAUAUCCUUCUACUUUCCAAUAGACGAUCCUACUUUUGUUA
Molecule: messenger RNA, 1379 nt
Organism: Neltuma alba
Lineage: Eukaryota; Viridiplantae; Streptophyta; Magnoliopsida; Fabales; Fabaceae
Product: thioredoxin-like 1-1, chloroplastic
Exons: 4
Coding region: 148-1035 (295 amino acids)
Biological process (GO): cell redox homeostasis
Cellular component (GO): chloroplast
Source: RefSeq, a predicted model, not a curated record